Molecule: messenger RNA, 1164 nt
Organism: Rhododendron vialii
Lineage: Eukaryota; Viridiplantae; Streptophyta; Magnoliopsida; Ericales; Ericaceae
Product: F-box protein At5g07610-like
Exons: 1
Coding region: 1-1164 (387 amino acids)
Molecular function (GO): protein binding
Source: RefSeq, a predicted model, not a curated record
AUGGAUGCAUCCAGUGUAAGAAGAAACCCCAUCAUCGGUUCUGCUUCGUUGGAUCUCCCACCUAUGGCAGAAGUAAUCGCCAACAACAUCGAUCUCCUUACGCAGAUCCUCCUGUUUUUUCCGGCAAAAUCCCUAAUCCGAUUCAAGUCCGUGUCCAAGCACUGGCUCUCCCUUAUCUCGGACUCCCAAUUCGCUGCCACGCACUCCCGCCGAAACCCAAGGCCGUCGAUCUCGGGUCUGUUCUUAAGCUGGCACUUUCCGAACUGCCAGACUGAAAAGUACACCAAGUCUGUCUCGCUUCAGGGCCACGAAAAUAGACCCACGCUCGCCUUUCUCGACGGCGUUGGUGUUGCUCUGGUCCGACCGAAGAUUACUCACUCUAGCAACGGAUUACUGUUAUGUAAGUGCCGUUAUUCUGCUCACUCGUCAGAUCAUUACCUAGUUUGCAAUCCAACUACAAAGACACAUACAUUAAUUCCGGACCCCCCUGAGUUUUCGUCCGGGAGUGUUCGCAGUUCGUCACGUGCUUUCUUGGCUUUUGAUCCUUCGAAAUCCCCUGGCUAUAAAGUCGUGUUUUUGGGUGAGUGUUAUUCCAACAGCGUUACGAAUUUAUACAUUUGUGUCUAUUGUUCGAAGAGUGCGUCUUGGAAACGGUUUCGUGUCCCCGAUGGAAGGCAUACACACGAGGUGCUCUGUGGUGGAGUUAUAUAUUGGUUAAGUCAUAAGGGCGUUGUGUUGGGAUUCGAUAUUGAUUCGGAGAAGAUGAUAGAAAAGAGUACAAACCCGCCGAAAAUUCCUGGUGUGGCCUUGAUGAUGUAUUUCGGGGAAUGUGACGGCCAUUUGAUUUUUGUUCAAUUAAAUAUAACGUCUGCUCUGGAGUUCAUAAUCCUUGAGAUGGACAAGGACAACAGUCGUUGGAUUGUGAAGUUUCUGGUCAAUCUUGAACCCUUAUGUUCGAUGGGAAGCAAAUUCUCCUACUAUUGCGUGUUGUGUGUUGUGAAGGAGGACAAGGAGAAAGAUUUUCAACUUGUGCUCGAUCUUGGAGGGACAGUUGUAUCCUAUAAUGUGAUGAACCAGACAUGGAAUGUGCUUAAUGAUAUGGCUCCAGGUGAAUCAGUUUCUUAUAUGGCAAAUCCAUAUAUUGAAAGCCUAUCCCCUCUUUAA